Polypterus senegalus (gray bichir) is the source of this 354-nucleotide messenger RNA. Its product is annotated as gastrula zinc finger protein XlCGF49.1-like. Gene Ontology annotation, biological process: regulation of transcription by RNA polymerase II. Bases 1 to 354 code for a protein of 117 amino acids. Lineage: Eukaryota; Metazoa; Chordata; Cladistia; Polypteriformes; Polypteridae. Gene Ontology annotation, molecular function: DNA-binding transcription factor activity, RNA polymerase II-specific; RNA polymerase II cis-regulatory region sequence-specific DNA binding. The record is from RefSeq and is a predicted model, not a curated record. The transcript has a single exon.
AUGAAAAUUCACUCAGAGAUGCCAUAUUGCUCCUUUGAUUGUGGCAAACAGUUUUCACAGGGAUGCUAUCUUAAAAGCCACCAAAGAAUUCAUACAUGUGAGAAGCCGUAUUGCUGUAUUGAAUGUGGCAAAACGUUUUCAUUGAAAAGCUAUCUUAAGAGCCACCAAAGAAUUCACAUAAGAGAGAAGCUGUAUUGCUGUUCUGAAUGUGGAAAACAAUUCUCUUGCCAUCGUUAUCUAAAGAGACAUAUUACAACUCACACAGGAAAGAAGUCGUAUUGUUGUUCUGAUUGUGGCAAAAAGUUUUCACAGAGAAGCCAUCUUCAGAGUCACCAAAAAUUGCACGCAGCGUAG